AUGAUACAGUGUGUAAAUGGCCUGGAAGGUGAGAAGGAUCCAGUUGCACAAGCAACUGAUGAUGUGACGACAAGCAACAGCAAAAUUUUAGAAACCAACAACGAAUUGUCUGCUGUAAGUAACAAUGAUGUUGCUACAACAAUCAGCAAUCCAGCAUCAAAUAGCCCUUCAGCAGCAAGUAUCAACAUUGCAACUGCUGUCACGACUUGCUCAAGCAAUUUUGUAAAUUCAAUCCCUCAAACUAGCCAAAAUUCGGUAUGUGACAAUGGCGGCACUAGUAUUAACAAUAUGGUUGGUAGUUGUACCAGCCAAACGAGUAGUGUUGAUACUAUUGUAAAAACAACUACCGUAAUCAGUAAUGCAGUUUCUUCGGACAAUAAUGCAAGCAAUACCAUAAUAACAACCAGUAAUGUCGCAUCUCUCAAUUCUUUAUCAACGACGACAUUUAGCAGUGCUUCACCUAUUACAACCCCUUUGGUAAAUGAAAAUGUUCCAGCAACCACUACGUGUACUAUUAAUAAUACAACGACAAAUAGCAAUAAUCCAAGCAAUAGUGAAACCAGCACUUCGCCAGUUAAUGAUUGCGAUUUAAGGGUUGACACCACCAUCGUGGAUUCAAAAGAACUUUCUAUUAAAAUUCAAGAUGCAUCAAGUGAACAAAGUACUUUGAGUAGUUCCACGACGCCUUUAGUUAGUGUUUCAAGUGAAUACAAUAGUGAAAACGAUCGAACAAAACCAAGUACAUUACAACAAAGUGUUACAAAAUGUGAUAUUCCUUUAGAAACAAAUAGCUCACGUCCUGUAGUAAGUAGUCCUUCUAUCAAUUACUCGAGUGGUUCGAAUAAAUUAGAUGUUCUGGUGUCAACUGAUAAUAGUGCGACGAAGGACAUACGAUCUAUCGAACAAAUACCAGAAGUUUUGCAAAAUGCCUUACCACAACCUGUGUCACCAGAAUUGAUAAAUGGAUCUCAGAGUUCUCCUCCAGUCCGCAAAAUGAGCACAGACUCCGAAUGUAGACUUGUAAUAGACGAAACACCAGUGUCUAAUUAUGACAAUGUAAUACAAAAUAAUUCGGUGGUGAUACCUAAAGUUUCAACGCCACACACGAUUUGGAGACCACCAACUCCUCAGCAUGAUUUGCACUUGAUGCAAAAUAGGAGUAAUAGUAAUCCGAGGACCUAUGUGUUGCCCCAAGAGACUGUCGUUAGAUCUGCUUCAUAUAAUAAUUUGACGCCUGUAACUUCAUCUUAUAGUGCUCCUAUGACUUCUUUGAAGAGGCCUUAUGAAGCUAUUGCUAGUAUGAAUGCAGAACAGCAAAAUAAAAUGCUGUACGCCCAGCCAACAAAUAAUACACAACAGAAGUACUCUCAGAAUAUGUAUCCGGUGAAUAAGCCACAGCAACAAAUUAACAGAACAAAUAUUCAACAACCAGAUAUGAAUGAUAAGCAGCAGCAAGUAAUGUAUAACAGCAACAUAAUUCAACAUUCUUACACGAAAUCUCCGCUUUCGUUAUCGUACCCGAAUCAAGGACAACAAAGUGCACCUCAACCGAGGAAUAUGCAACAUUCUAACUAUAUGAAUGAACAACAACUUACAGGUGUAACAAAUAUUAAUCGUAACAAUGUAAGUCCGGCAACCAACAACAGAACUCAACAGAUAAAUGUGCAUCAAAACCAAACUGUCGUUCAAGGCAGUCAACUUAGACAUGUUGAAUACAAUUCUCAAACCGUAGGGCAUAGGACUGAUCAAGCUAGUGCAAAUAAUUACCAUCAUAUAGCAAACAAUUAUCAUCAUAAUCCCCAGAUUCCUGUUUCCCAAACUGGUGCAAAUUAUGCUCAUCGAGUCGAUCGUUCACCUGCUCCUAACACUUCACAACCCAGUGGAUUUAAUCAAGCUCAUCAUGUCAGUCGAAUAGAUAACAUUAGUGCAAGAAGUGCAAUAAAUCAUCCUCAAAUGAAUAAUACAUAUGGAAAUAUGCACAGAGUGGAUCACUCGCCUGUCAAUAGUAAUUCUCACAUGGGUGCCCCCCAUGGGAUUAGAUCGAGUACUUCGAAUACUCAACAAAUGACAAGGCUAGAUUACCCGCAAACGAACAGAAUGAACCCAUCUCCGUCUCCGGUCGGCCAACAAUAUCCCCAAAUGCACUAUCAGCAACAAAUUAGUAGUGUCAAUACAUCAUCAGCUUCAAAUCGUGUUUUGAGUGGUAAUGUUCAAGUUUCAAAAGGUCGAUUGGAACAAUCGCCACAUCGAACAAUUGACUCACACUACAACCAACAAGUUACCAAUAUGCAUGGUAGUACUUCGCAAAGUCCUCAUAAUUUGGUAAGGCCUGGUCCUACCACGAUCAGUCCUUCACAAAAUGUUAACACAAACUAUAUUCCGACAAGUAUAAAUAAUUCUCAAUUGCGUACAAACUACAAAGAACAAACUGUAAUGGGACAACCCCAGCGAAUGGUUGCGGAAAAUCAUCAUAAUGCCCAGGGCACGGUUAUGAAUCGAUUACCAAUGACCAAUAUUAAUCGUUCUCAGAGAACGCCGGAGUUAGUAAAUAAUUCUCAUACUUAUUAUUUGGAUCCUCAAGAACAAGUUAAUUAUUCACAAAAACCUGCUGAACUAAGAGAUCAUCCAUCCCUUGAUCAGCAACGACAAUUUUCUACCUUGAACUCUCAACCUCAAAGAUUUGCCGAAGGGCAAAUUAGUGGUGUAAAUCAGCCUAUGGUGAUAAGAAAAGCUCCUUCCAGUGGCGGAGUGGCGACAGAAUUGCAUGUGGAGCAGUUGGCAAGGCCUGCGUCUUUGGAGUCGGACAGGAGCACGCCUAGGAGCAUGCAUUCGCAGAACACUGUGAUUGGUUCAUCUACGAAUAAUGUCUCGAGGGCGGCCUACCCUCCACAGCAGGCUCAGCAACCGCCGACGUCGAUGGUUCCAUCUCAUUACAACCAUCAGAAGUCUAUUACGGGUCAACCUCAGCCAAGAUAUGCUCCGCCACAAUCUCAAACUUCAUACAACAAUCUUCAACAGCAACAUCAACAACAACAACAACAACAAUAUAAACUGCAGCAACCGCAAUACAGAGCAAAGACUCCCGAUCAGCAGCAGGCACAAUACCAGUAUCAACAAGCUUCUUAUAAAACAAAAAUUGUUGAACCCACUGUACAACAUGCUCAAUAUCAUCAGGGAUAUAAAACCAAAACACCGGAGCAGUUGAAGCAGCCUCAACAACAACGGACGACACAAUAUCAUGGUACAGGACAGGUGGUGUAUAAGACUAAAACAUUGGAGCAACCAGUGCAACAACCACAAUAUCAACAUCAACAGCAGCAACCUACGUAUAAAACAAAAACACCUGAACAAAUUACGCAGUAUCAACAAUACAAAACGAAAGCACCAGAACAUCGAGUGAACCAGCAACAAACGGCUUAUCAUCAUCAGCAGCAGUUGACGCCUCAGCAAUAUCAAUACCAACAACAACAACAACAACAACAACCGGUUCAAGGAAAUAAAGUUACAGGAGUCAAAACUGUUUAUCCUAGUGUUGGAAGUUAUCCUCAGCAACCGCAGAAAGUUGUCGUCAACCAGCCUGGACAAAGUGGUGCUUUUGCUAAAUAUCCUCAACAACCUUCACAACAACAGCAGUUGUAUCAACAGCAACAACCAGGUAGAAAACCCAAAACAAUGAUGAACAGAAGUAGGCCUACUACGCCUGUGCAGCAGCAACAUAUAUCGACUCUACCUGUUCCACAGGGUGUGCCGAGAUUUAGCACUCCAACUCUGCAACAAAAUCAACAGCAAAGGGUCAUUGUAAAUCAACAGCAACAACAAGUCACUCCGCAACAGCACGGAGCCUUAUUGAAAUGCAAUAGUGUCACCAGCAACACAAUAGCAAUGGCAAACAAAAGGGAAUCACCUUUAGAUUUGUCUGUUAAAACUGUUCGGACAUCGGCUGAUUCAACAGCUAAAGAUGAUUCAAACAGCAACAACAGUGAUCAUCAGCAAUACUUUCAGCUUCAGCAGAACGCUUCUGUAGAUGCAUACAAAAAGUAUGUACCCAGGCUUCCAGUUUCCCAGAGAUUGCCGACGGCGACUCAAGUGCCUCAGCAGUUGCCAAUGAUGAAUCCUGCGUCGCACAAAGUUGAUUUUUUACCAAAAUUCAAUGUGUCUACGUUAAAACAUACAGAAUAUGCAAGUUCGAGCAGGUUGCCGCAGCAGAAUCAACAGUUUGUGAGACAACCUUUGCAACAACAACAACAUGUACCAAAUAGACAACAAUAUAGUACUGCUCCUGCCACUCACCAUGAACAACAUAAUUUGAAUCAGCAGCAUAACUUUAGUCAGCAUAGAAAAAGAUUACCGGUUAUUGAAACUGCGCAAGUGCAUCAACAACCUGGCAAAAUCCCAAAAAUGGAAAAUCAAUCGGUCGUCAACAAUAGACAGCCUCUUGUGAACAAUCAAAGGCAGCCGACUCAUGUGAUUAGUAGUAACCCUCAGCAGCAUCCGGAUUAUGCACAUUACAGAUUGCCACCUACUUCUAGUGUGUACAAUGUCGACGAAGAUCGUUAUAUGAACUAUGCUUUGACGCCAUUGUUGCAACAAAAUAAUAUUCCACCAAAACAGUCUCCACAACAGCAACAGCCUAUACCCGGAAAAUUAUUACAACAACAGCAAGGAGCGGAUAAAAGAAUAUUAGAUUUGUUGAGGAGCAGUCUUGAGAGCAAAGAGGCCGAACGUGCACGAUUGGACAAAGAAUUGAGAGCCAUAGAAAGCAACAAGUUGCUGCAGCAGCAAGAGAAAUUACAACUGCAACAGCAGCAAUUGGACAAUACAAAGUCGACUUAUAAACUGCAAAUGCCAAGAGCCGUGGACUCGAUCAAAUUUGAAGUCGACGAGAAUCAACACCAACAAAAUGUGAUGCACCAAACAAAA
Messenger RNA from Ctenocephalides felis (cat flea), 4920 nucleotides. Its product is annotated as transcription factor SPT20 homolog. NCBI's taxonomy places the organism in Eukaryota, Metazoa, Arthropoda, Insecta, Siphonaptera, Pulicidae. The record is from RefSeq and is a predicted model, not a curated record.